Temnothorax curvispinosus is the source of this 2600-nucleotide messenger RNA. RefSeq names its product zinc finger protein 665-like. Bases 262 to 2448 code for a protein of 728 amino acids. Gene Ontology annotation, molecular function: zinc ion binding; RNA polymerase II cis-regulatory region sequence-specific DNA binding; DNA-binding transcription factor activity. The record is from RefSeq and is a predicted model, not a curated record. Gene Ontology annotation, biological process: regulation of transcription by RNA polymerase II. The transcript has 3 exons. Gene Ontology annotation, cellular component: nucleus. Lineage: Eukaryota; Metazoa; Arthropoda; Insecta; Hymenoptera; Formicidae.
UUUAAUCAUAUAUAUGUAUAUAACCUCAAUAUCUCUGUCAUUUUAUUUGCAUUAAUUUGGAGACAAUAGAAACAUCAAACAGUUUCAUUUGUUUCAGAAGUAGCAGGCAAUUAUUUCUAGUUAGCUAACUGAUCUGUUUGUUUGUCUUUGAAGAAGCUGAAUCGUGGUAGCAAGAAAAUUUACAAUAUCAAGAAUAUUGAGUUUGCCAUGAAAGAAUAUUUGAAUAUUUGUGUUCUUUUCAAAGAAAAAAAGCAAUAAAACAUGUUACAAGCAGAGUCAAUUAGUACAUUAAGUGACCAUGAAGAUGAUAUUGAUGAUUUGGAUGGUUCUGUGAUAUGGUCCCAAGAGGAGCCACUUUCUUCUAACGAGAUAUUGGAAUUAUCGGCACAAGAUGAAAAAGAAAACAGCUUAUUUGCUUUCUGUCGAUUGUGUGCUGGUCAAACCACUAACCCAAUAUAUAUUUAUUCUGAGUUUGGAGAAUCAAUGAAAUUGGCACAUAAAAUAAAUACGUGUCUAAGCAUUAAAAUUAAGAAGACGGACCCAUUACCGAAACAGCUCUGUUUGACCUGCGUCGAGAAAGUAAACUGGUGCGACAAAUUUGACACACAAUGCAUUAAAGCGGAGGAAAUCUUGUCAACGAUGUUAAAGGAGAAGCAAUCUUUUAAUAUUUCCAAUGGAUUGUUUUCCGACCAACAAUCCUGUCCUUUAUGCGUAAAGGGCUUUAUGAAUGUAUGUGAAGAAACAUUCCAGAAUACAAAGGACAUGGAAUUAUACGAGAAUGAUAUAAUUUUAGAAAGCAGUGAUGAGGAGAACAUAUUUAAUAACGCAAAGGUCAAUAAGGAAAACGGGAAUCGUUCUAUCACAUUACAAUGCCUAGGAGAUAGACAGACAUAUCUAAAGUGUGGAGCGUGCAUGAAUCUCUAUCACACCGAGGAGACACUAGAUGGUCAUAAAUGUAAACCCAGUAUACAGAACACAACGAAGCCAUAUAAGUGUCCCAUAUGCGACAAGACAUUCGUGUUCGAAGAACGAUUAAACUUCCACAUGCAAUUUCACAAAGGUGCGAAAGCAUUAUACUGCGAGGUCUGUAAGAUAACGUUCGGCAAAGAAUUGAAGCUAUUUUACCACUAUAAGAGGCAACAUUCUAAGGAGAAUAGCGUCUCAUGUCUGCAGUGUGGAAAGUUAUUCGAGGAUCAGGAGGCGCUCCGAGUGCACGUUUGCGUCGACGGUAAGAAUCGGCCUCAUAUUUGCGAAGUGUGCAAUAAAGGCUUUUUCGACGGCUACACUCUGAAGCGUCACGUAGUGACGCACCUGCCUGAGAAGCCUUACAAGUGCUCGGAGUGCUCGAAGAGCUUUACGCAGAAAUCGAGGUUGAACAAACAUGUCGCGAGCCACUGCAUAGUUAUCGAGAACAGCCAGGCGGUCUGGAAAUGCCUUCAAUGCGGUGAAGUGUUUAUCUCUUGCGACGAUGCAGAUAUUCAUUACAAGAUAAUACACGAGGACAAAGUCACGCUGAUCGAGGAGUUGCUGACAUCGAAGCUGUAUCAUUGCGAGUUUUGCAACAGCCAUUUCACCAACGCGGACAAUCUGAAGACUCAUCAGAAACAUCAUGUUGUCGAAAGACCCUAUACGUGUAAUACAUGCGUGGCUACUUACAGAUCCUUCGCGGAAGCUGUUUUACAUUGGAAGGAACAUCCCAGGCUGUUUAAAGUUCUCGUCGUCUUUCUAUGCGAGGUCUGUAACAAGGACAUGAAGGAAUUAUCCCUGCUGUACAAACACAAGCAAAACAGACACGCCCGCGCGUCCAGAUUGUCCGAGUCGGGCGACGCGAAGUUCAUCUGCGAACUCUGCGGAAGUGUGUUCGACAAAAGCGAGGAUGUACAGGAUCACGGACGAGAUCAAUGUUCCAAGUUUCCCUGCGACAUUUGCGGCAGCCUGCUGCCCACGGCGAACUCCUUGAACGCGCACAAAAGGCGGCACAACGGAUUGCGGCCGUACGUCUGUAACAUUUGCGGAAAGAGUUACACGCAGUCCAGUCACAUGUGGACCCACAAGAGAUUCCACAUGGGCAUCAAGCCUUACGCUUGCGAGUAUUGCGAUCAGCGUUUCACGAUAAAACCGGACUUGGCGGAUCACGUUAGGAAGAAGCAUACGAGGGAGAGGCCGUUCAAGUGCGAGGUGUGCAACAAGGCAUUCCUGACCGGGUCUGUGUUUUAUCAGCACAGAUUGAUACACCGUGGCGAUCGCAGGUACAAGUGCCAUUACUGCGAGAGGGCCUUCACCAGAACGGAGGCCUUGAACAACCACAUCAAGAUACACACCGGGGAAAAGCCGCACUCGUGCGACGUGUGCGGCAGAUGCUUCAGACAGAAAGGAGACAUGAGGAAACACAGACGCACCAAACAUGCCUCCGAACAAGAUAAAUCAAUUGAGAAUUGUCAGAAUUAAAUAUAUGGGACCAUUAUUCUUUCGUUAUUACAGUUGCGUUUUAAUCAUCAUACCAAUAAGAAGCUUAUAUGUACGCGGCAGUAUAUUUAUGCAUAUUACCGAUUAUUAGUUCUCUUAAUAAAUAACAAAGUGUUCCGAAAAAUGUGAUACUA